GAACGCAGCUCAGCAAACAUCAGAGAAGAUCAGUUUGUGGUCCUGCCUCUCCACCUGCUGCUCACACAAGGCAUGACAACAGACGGAGCCGUUUCAAUCCUCUCCUCGUCUUACAGGUCUCAGGGAGGAGGAAGACAAGACUCAACACAGCGCUGAUGCCCUUCCUUCUCCUUCUUGGAUAUCCAACAACGACUUACCACAAAUAUAAAUCAAUUAAAAUGACUUUACAGGAUGAUUGUUUCGUCAUGUUCGCCUCAAUGUUAUUGUGCCGUCUGCAAAUCCCUUUCAGAGAGAAAAGAAGAGUCUUUAGGAAGAAUGACAGCAGGCAACCUAACAUGGCCCAAGACCAAACAGAUGUCAGGAUGGCUGCACACUUUUCUAUUUCCGACAGUGAGUCAGAAUCAUCCGAGGAGGUUGAGGAAGGAGAAAAUAACCAAUCAUCAACUGUGCAAGAGAAGCAGCUUCAUGACCGCCACUGCCUAACCCUACCCAAGUUCAGAUUGGCAGCGACCGGUCGAAUCAGGCUGAACUCAGAGUCUCACGCUUCCACUGUCUCCAGAGACGAGGAGCUCCAGGCUCGGGGGGAAGACGAGGCUGGCACGCCCACUGACGGAGCUCCAUUCAGGGGACGGUCCAAGUCAGCUCCCCCUGCUCUGUGGGCAGCCAAGAAGUACGGCCGGCAGCUCCGAAGGAUGAGCGACGAGUUUGACAGCAUGCUCGACAAAGGGGAAAUGAGAAAGGUGAGGAGUGCUGGGUCAGCCAAACAGAUGCAACACUCGAAAACCUGGUGGAGCUACCUCUUCAGUCACCAGGAGACGGAGGGAGAGAACAACCACCAUGAAAACCACACUCACCGCACUGAAUAGGCACCGAGAGGAAAUUAAGAGUGACACGAGGAAUGAGAAGAAAGCAUUGGGGGAAGCCAAGAGAACAAUUGUGAUGAGAACAAAAAGACCUGACGGAACAAAGGUUGGUUGGAACAAAAAAGAAAAAAGAUCCAAACACAAAGGCGUGGCUAAGUGAAUGGCUAAGUGUCCCAUUCUAGUCAUGUGGUUUUUAUACAUCAUCGGUAACUACAUUUAAAAAAAAAGUCUUUUGUAUUUGUGUUGGUUGUGAAGUUAACAAUAUUGCUGGGCAGCGCACUGUGAAAUGGUAAAGCAUGACGAUGGACUGUUGGCCAUCUGAACCCCAUAGAACGGAUUAAAUGAUGGAGAGAGGAGAGAAGAGAGGAGCUCUUGGAAACACAAAGAAAGACGUGCAUGAAGUGGAUUUGAGCGGUCGUACUCAGAGCUUACCACAGAUGUCUCUCCCAUCAACACUAUGCAAUAUACUGUAGAUGGAGAGAUAUGAAUGCAGCCGAGGCCACCUUGAAUGCAGUUAGAAUUUCCUUCUUCAUCUUCUUGUGGAAAUCACCAAUGUCACUGCGUUACUAAUGCUCCAAACGUUUGUGCUUAACAACAAGCUCAUGGAGACCACUGUAAUUGUGUGCCAAAAGAAUCUGCAGGUAACAAAGCAAUGAGUGUAAAAACGGGAAGGGUUUUUUUUUAAAGUAUUCAACUCAGGCCUUUAUUCAACUUCCUGUUCUAGUACCUGCAAGCCAGUACUAUUUAAACUACUACGACACUACGUACUUGACUAUCAUUAACUGCUUUAUAUCUCAAAAGAAGAACAAUCUUGUACAAGGACAAUCUCUGAGGAUUCAGAAAGACUAUCUUUUAUAAGACUUCAGGGUUAGAUUAUAUCUGAAGAAAAUGACAUUAAAAAUACAUAUAAAAGCACAAACCAAUAUGAAUCUAUCUUUUUAAAGCCUCGGAUAAGCAAGAAAAAAAAACUUUGGAACUUUUGUGUGUAAAUAUUUUGUUAAUAUUUUAUCAAAUUGCAGGGGUGCCGGGGUUAUGAGCUGCACGCUUUAGCCAGAAUUUUUAUUUUACAAGUUCCUAUUUUACAAGGUCACCAUGCUAUUUAAUAAGUUUGGCCAACUUAGCAAUAGGCAGUGUACAAUCCAUGGCUGUUGUGAUAAAUGUUAUGUGAAUAUUUAAAGAUGAGGGCGGGGAGGAACUAACUGCUGUACGAGGAGCCGACACACAAUCAGACACACGCCUCAUGUUCAGCACCCAGUGCGUGAAGAAGGUUAGAGUCUAGUCACAUGUAAAACACCGCUGGAAGGGAUUUAAACUCCACUUUCACAAACUGUUUGUGGAGUUUAAGAAAAAUCAGUUUCCAGUCCUUUUGGGUUUAUAUAAAUAAAUAAAAAGUUUCAAUGUGGGUUUCACUUUGUAUCUGCAUGUGUGCAGAUGUGCAAAACAUCUAUCAAGCCUCAGGUCUCAGAGUGCUGAUCUAGAUUUGCUUUACAUGUAUUAUAUUCAGGCUUUUAAUGACUACUUGGCACAUACUAAACACAACAUGGCAUUAUUAUCCAUAUUAAUGAUUAUAAACUAAGAUCAGCACAUGGCUUGGUGAAUAUGAUUUGGCUAUUUGUGACUUGUUUAUCAAUUUGUGAUUAUUGAAAAUGGUAGUAGGUUUGUUCUACUUGUGUCUUACUCUCUUCCUCUUGACUUGUAGGGUUGAGUUGUGAAGUGCUUGGGUGUGCAGGCGAAGGGGCUGCAUUUGUAUCGUCUUUUAGACUAAAAAAAAUGUUCUCCAUCUUUUUUUAUAGCGUUUCCUAAACUUGGUUAAGGACAAAAAAAAAAAUGAAAUCAAUCUGAAUGACAACAAAUGUUUUACGAUUCAUCCGAGUCUUUUGGUGACAUGCAACCCUGACAGUGAGAUGAAGUUUUGGUGACUCUUAAAAAUUAAAUCCGGCAUAAAGCUCCUAACUUAAUUACUACAGUUAGACUAGGCUGUUACAUUUCAGUGACUCCACCACUUUGCAUCAGAUUUCUCACAAACAGGGAAAUCAGGAAUGUAAGUAAUUGUACCGUCGAGACAGUAAACCUGUACUUUGAAACAAGCAGCUGGCAGAUGAUAUGUAAGUAGUGUUCAGAGUUUAGGGUCAGAUAUGAAUGAGUUUAAAAGAGUAUAAUAUUGUCAACAUGAACUGCCUUGAACAUGAUAUAACCUUUGAUGCGACUCGUCUGUUUCCCCAAUUACCGCCUUAAACUUUACGUCACCGUCACCCAUUACGCCCGCGAACAAGCACAAUGACAUGGUGGUGCGUUCGCUGUCACAACUGUGAGAAAAAUGUUAUAAUUGCAAUUGAUGGAGAAGCAAUUUCAGAAGAAGUCGUGUUUUGGGUUUUGACUGUUAAACAUUUGUGGCAGUGAACACACCACAGAGGGAAACCUGCCUGGGCACCUGGAGCUCUGCAACCUUGGUAUUACUUGAAUCUGGAGAUGUGUGUGGAGAACAUUUAAUCCCAAUAUUUCCUCUGUUUCUUUUUUUAUUUCUUUUAAUUUUUUAAUGACUUUUGUACAUUUUCUCUACAGCUGUGAAACUUCUGGUAUAUGCCGUCUUGAAUAAAUCAUUUUAAGAGUUGUUUUAAA
Messenger RNA from Cottoperca gobio, 3482 nucleotides. It is a transcript of the gene badb, whose product is annotated as BCL2 associated agonist of cell death b. Lineage: Eukaryota; Metazoa; Chordata; Actinopteri; Perciformes; Bovichtidae. Gene Ontology annotation, biological process: apoptotic process. The transcript has 5 exons. The record is from RefSeq and is a predicted model, not a curated record. The coding region runs from base 156 to 866 and encodes 236 amino acids.